GAGUGAGGGAUGGUGUGAGCGUGGAUAAACAAAUCCGUGCGCCUUAGAUAGCGUGUCUAGAUGCGCGGCGUUAUCUGCUAAGAAUGGACUCAAUAAACACUUAACAGAUUACACUUUCGGUGGAAAUUCGUAAAUUGUAUUAUAUUUAUUUCGUAUCAUGGACGAGUUUCUCAAUAAAAAUUUGCGUGUAAACAUUUGAACAUAAACAAACAUAAGAUCAAUGGUGUAAAGUGCUCUGGCGCAAUCAAGAAGGGAACAUUCUUGAACUAUUUGCCGUAGAAACGGCGUAAUUGAUUUUUUCUAUUUUACGACCGCGUUUUUAAUUCAGUGUGUGCUUGAAGAUACCACAACGAUUUUGGACCGCACAGGUAAAUAACGUUACGGAAACAACUUGAGCUCACAGGAUAGCAGUAAGCAGUACGUUCUGGCGUUGGUAGGCAGUCGUUGUGCCAUGCCCAUAACGCCUUUCAUCUGUAGAAUAUAGCUGUCGUCCCAGCCUACACAGUUGAAGCAAGAUCGGAGCUGUAGGGAAGAGGCCUACUACAUGUAAACUGUGCCUGCUUCCAGUGUAGCGAGCGAUGAGGUUGUAACAGCCUGGUGUUAAAAGUGUGUCAAGGAGCAGCCGAUGUCGCAUCACCUGGAUCUCGAGCACCACCAUCACCACCACCACAACCACCACCAAGGUGGCGACGAGACCACCCCCUCGCCGGCAUCGACAGAGGGCGACCACGGCGCAAGCCACCAUGGGGCAGGCCACCAGGGGCACCACGGGGGCUCGAUGCACUCGAUGGUGAUGCACGGGGGCUACAGCGAGACGGUGCUCUUCUCGUGGUGGGUCAUCGACUCGCCGACCAGCUUGGUGGCGUCGGUGUUGGGCACGGCGCUGCUGGCAGCUGUGUUCGAGGGCCUCAAGUACUACCGCGAAUAUCUCUUCUGGCGGAGCGUGACGGCAGCCUCGGGCCCGGAGCGCGGGGCACUGCCGCUCCUACCCGUAGAUGGCGCCGCCGACGCAGAUGCGCUACCCAGGAGUCGGUCCACCGUGUCGGUGCGCAGGGCCAGCGGCAUGCUCGAUCGGCUGCACCUCAUCCAGACCGUGCUGCAGGCGCUCCAGCUGCUGCUCUCCUACGCACUCAUGCUCAUCUUCAUGACCAUGAACGUCUGGCUGUGCUUCGCGAUCCUGGUCGGCGACUGCCUCGGCUUCUUCCUCUUCGCCUGGAAGAGACCCACUGUCAUAGAGACCAUGGACACGUGUCACUAGGCUUGCUACAACACAAACAGUCGGUUCCGGACUUCUCAUCUACUGAACUUCUGUGCAGUGUCUCCCUUGAAGACGAAACUCCCAUUUCGUUGAUCCUGCAAUCAGCUGUGUGUCGAAUGGAAAAGAACUGCUGGACAAUUGUCACUAGGGUACAGGCAUCCCAGUCCAUUUGCAAUUAGCUUAAUACCACAGUCAGUUCUGUGAUUCUUACAGUUUUUUUUCUGAAGAUGAAACUCCUCUUAUCUGGAUGCUGCAACCAGAUCUGCUUCGAAUGGAAGAGAACCGUUAUCUUCGAGACCAAGAAUACUUGACCCCAGGCUAUGCCCUCCCCAAUGCGUCUACAAGAGCCCACGUACCACACAGAUGUACAAUUCUCGCCUGAAGGCGAAACUCCAAUUUUUCUUGUACGACAUCCAAUUACACAUCGAAAUAAAGAUACCUAUUGUUAUAGGGGCCAGUGGUACCUGCCACUAGCCUACAAGCUACCCAUUGGACGUUGAGAAGGCUUGCUGUCUCGCGACUGUGUUCUCGGCUUCUCAUGAACAGAAACCUUGAAGAAAAACUCGUAUUUAUUGACCUUGCACACAGCGUUACUUCGAAUGGGAGACACCUACUGUCAUAUAGUUUGCAGCUAGCCUGGUGGACAUACAAGAAGUUUACUAUCACGCAGAUGUUACUUUAUGGGCAUCUCACUUGAAAAACGCCUAUGUAUUUUCUCACCGGAAGACGAUGCUCCAGUUUUGAUAUUCCUGCACCCAACUUUAUUUUAAGGAGAACUACUGUCUUCGUGAACAUGGACAUUUGGCUGUAAGCUAGAGAUGCCCAAUGCUCCUACGAGAAUCUUGUCCUGAGAAUUAAACUCCUAUUUUUCUUGUGCUGCUCCAGUUUUAUAUGGAAAGGAAGCUACCUAUUGUCAUAGAGGCAAUGGACACAUACCCAGUGUGCCUGCAGGUGGCUUGCUACCAUACAGACAGUUGAUUUUGGGUGUCUCACGUAGAGAUUCCCUGUGCAGCUUCUCGCUCGAAGAUGCAACCCUUGUUUUCCUUCUGCUAUACUGAACAUUUUAGGAAUCGAUAACCUGUAUAUAAAUAUGCUCUCAGCGCUGAAGAACGUCGGUGGCUGCGAAGACUUUUCGCCCUCCACCGAAAUCAGGUCAGCGUCGCCGUUGCGAUAUUUUGUUGUACAUGUUAAAGCCUGUAUAAUUACUUGCUCAGUUUUUUC
Schistocerca cancellata (South American locust) is the source of this 2479-nucleotide messenger RNA. RefSeq names its product high affinity copper uptake protein 1-like. The record is from RefSeq and is a predicted model, not a curated record. Gene Ontology annotation, biological process: copper ion transmembrane transport. Gene Ontology annotation, molecular function: copper ion transmembrane transporter activity. Gene Ontology annotation, cellular component: membrane. The transcript has 5 exons. Bases 626 to 1258 code for a protein of 210 amino acids. NCBI's taxonomy places the organism in Eukaryota, Metazoa, Arthropoda, Insecta, Orthoptera, Acrididae.